Meleagris gallopavo (turkey) is the source of this 1625-nucleotide messenger RNA. Lineage: Eukaryota; Metazoa; Chordata; Aves; Galliformes; Phasianidae. The record is from RefSeq and is a predicted model, not a curated record.
UCCCCACCAAGACAGGGAUCCCUUCUUGCUAAGCACUGCCCCUUCACUUCUUGGAGAAAAAUACCCAGGAUAGCAUUCACUUUGCUAGCACUGCUAUCAAACACCAGCACGGUCACAGCUACAGCACUGAUCAAUGGCAACACCAAAUCCAUUCCAUUGGUUGCUUCAAUCAAUCGUUUAUUUGUCACCGCUUGUGAAAAUGUCCCAUUGAAAGUCCUUGGGUGGACUCGGGCAGGCCAAUGCCAACAAUAGGAACGCCACGGCAACCGGACAGCAAAGCUCCACCUAUGUGCGCACUUGGUGACGGCAUCGCAGAGUCACAGUCAGCCCGUGACCUCACAGUGCGCCGGGUGCCUAUAAAUAGCCAGCGGGCCCAGCCUGCGUUGAGUCUUGCUGGCGACUCUCGAGGUGUGAGCGUCUUCCUGUGGGAGCACGAGACACUGAGACCUUGCCAGUGCGUGAGACAGAGGAGUCUUGCGAGCGAUUUGCGAGUGGAGGCGCAGAGGCUGCCGACUGCUCCGCAAGAGGCAGCCUCCAGCGAAUCCAUCAUCCUUGGGGCUCCAAAUCCAUCCUUGGAGCCCCACAGCGCCAGGGCAGCCGCAGCCAUGAGCCAGGAGGCAGCUCCCAACCCGAGGCGCAAGGCGUGGGUCUGGCCGGUGGAGGCCCGCGAGGAGCGGUGCCCCAUCUGCCUCGACCACAUCGUGGACACCGUCCGCGCUCUGCCCUGCAGGCACAUCUUCUGCAGGGUGUGCAUCCAGCAGUGGACUGCCAACAACCCCAGCUGCCCCCUGUGCCGCCAGAGGAUCUUUGGCAAGCAGCGCCUUGACUGGCGCCCCUCGGCUCAGCCCCCGACCCGCCGGCCCCAGGGAAGGCUGCAGCGCACCAGGGAGCGGCGGGACACGACAUCUGCCCGGAGGUCCCGCAGCGUCCCAGCACGGAGCCCGCCGCGCAGCCGCUCCAGGUCCCCCCGGCGGCUGGUGCGCAGCUCCUCCUGGCACGGGGAGCUCAACCAGCGCAGCCGCUUCGAGGAACCGCCGCGGGAGGACGAAGACCGCGAAUGGCUGAGGCGGGUGGCGCGGGAGCGGCAGAUGGGCGCCGGAGAGCACGCGCGGCACAACGACGGGCCUCGCUUGUGAGCGGGCGGCCCGACCUGAGCCGGGAACCACGAACGGCACGGGGACGGAAAGCGCAGGCGGGGGAGAGGCUGAGGCAUCUCUACUUCACUACGAGGACGGCGCCGGGAUGGCCCUGCUGCCACAGAGAGGGCGCGGGGGCAUCUGGGCACUGUCAAUAAACCCUUUCAUGCACCCUAAAAUGAGCAGUUGUUGCGUCUCUUUCUUUCUGGAAGGUAAACCAUAAGCCUGGAAUCCCAGUGCAAAACAGGGACGGGGAACGAGGAAGAGGUCGGCUGGUGAAACCGUUGACUUCCAGAGCCCUGAGAGCCCCAGCUCUGUGACUGCGUGGCAGCACGCACCAGGGGGGCAGAGGGCUGAGCAGGGCUCUGGCUGCUGCUGCAGCACAGCCCGGCCGUGUGGCAGCUGCACCUGAGGCCGCACGGCCACCAGCGACCAGGGAGGGGCUUUGGCACGGCACUUGGGGAGCGCAGAGCCCACCGUGCUGCUGCU